This is a messenger RNA of Gymnogyps californianus (California condor), 2670 nucleotides long. RefSeq names its product fucosyltransferase 11 (gene POFUT4). The record is from RefSeq and is a predicted model, not a curated record. The coding region runs from base 1 to 1518 and encodes 505 amino acids. The transcript has 3 exons. Gene Ontology annotation, cellular component: Golgi membrane. Lineage: Eukaryota; Metazoa; Chordata; Aves; Accipitriformes; Cathartidae. Gene Ontology annotation, molecular function: alpha-(1->3)-fucosyltransferase activity.
AUGGGUGGCGGCAGGCCGGGCCGCGUAGCGCGGCGGGGGCACGCUUGCCUCUGGGUGACGCUGGCGCUGGCCUGGGGCGCGGGGGCCGCGCUGGCCGUGGAGGGGCCGGAGGCGGAGGAGGAGGCCGGGCUGGCGGGCGCCGAGGAGCCGUGCGGGGCGGAGGGGUGGGCGCAGGAUGCUGUCCCGCCGGGCGCGGCCUUCGUCGCCGCCGCCUCGUACCGCGGCCCCGGCAACAACGACACGCGGAGCAACAAGGCGCUGCCCAUCCUGCUGUGGUGGAGUGGGAGCCUCUUCCCCCACUUCCCCGGCGACACGGAGCGGAUCGACUGCCCGCGCGGCUCCUGCCUCGUCACCCGGAGCCGGCGGGUGGCCCGGCACCGCCGCACCAAGGCCCUCAUCUUCUACGGCACCGACUUCAGGGCCUACGAGGCGCCGCUGCCCCGCCUGUCCCACCAGACCUGGGCGCUCUUCCACGAGGAGUCCCCCAUGAACAACUACGUCCUCUCGCACUCGCCCGGCAUCCAGCUCUUCAACUACACGGCCACCUUCCGCCGGGAGUCCGACUACCCCCUCACACUGCAGUGGCUGCCCGGCGUGGGGUACCUGCGGGGCCCGGCGCUGCCCCUGGCCGAGAAGGACGCGUGGCGGCGGAAGGGCUAUGCCCCGGUGCUGUACAUGCAGUCCCACUGCGAUGUCCCCUCAGACAGGGACCGCUACGUGCGGGAGCUUAUGAAAUACAUCCAGGUUGACUCCUAUGGGAAAUGCCUGCAUAACCGUGAGCUUCCCAGUGAGCGACUGAGAGACACUUCUACAGCCACUACAGAAGAUUCUGAAUUUAUGACUUUUAUUGCCAGGUACAAGUUUCAUCUGGCCUUGGAGAAUGCCAUAUGUGAUGACUACAUGACAGAGAAGCUGUGGCGUCCAAUGCACUUGGGUGCUGUCCCAGUAUACCGAGGUUCCCCAGCUGUGCAGGACUGGAUGCCAAACAACCUCUCCAUCAUUCUUAUAGAUGACUUUGACAGCCCUCAAGAGCUGGCAAAGUAUCUUGAUUUCCUGGACAAGAAUGGAGAGGAAUAUAUGAAGUAUCUCGAGUAUAAAAACCUUGGUGGAAUCAAAAACCAGUUCUUGCUGGAGAGCUUGGAGAGGCGGGAGUGGGGUGUGAAUGACAUGACUCUGCCCAAUUACCUGAAUGGCUUCGAGUGUUUCAUCUGUGACAGGGAGAACACCCGGGUCAAAGAGGAGCAGGAACACAAAAAAUCUCAUGGGAAAAUUCCAGCUCCCAGACCUCACAUAGCUCAGUUCAAGCACAUGGGAUGUCCUAUGCCAACCCCUGGGUUUGGAAGUGUUGAAGACCUCUCUGGAGGAGACGGUUGGAAAGAGAUGUGGCUGCAGGAUUAUUGGCAAAGCCUUGAUCAGGGUGAGGCCCUCACUGCUAUGAUUCAUCGCAAUGAGUCGCAUCAGGGAAGAUUUUGGGACUAUAUGCAUGAGAUUUUUCUCAAGAGGACGAGGCAACACUGACCCAUCUUUGUAAGAGCUUGAUUUGAAAAUUGCAUUGAAAGUUGAGACUGCAAAUUCUUACCUCGCUCCAAAUGUUUGCCUUGAAAUAGAAGAAAAACUCUCACAGAGACUGUUUUUUCUGGUGCAUGAAGUGAGUAAGUUUCUGUUAUGAUUGGAUUUCAGCAGUGGAGAUCUUGGCAACUGCUUUGAUUUGAAUUUCAGCUCUGUGGUGUGAAGCCACUCCUGACUUGCAGGUGUCAACAUGUGGGGCAAAAGAGGAAUUUACUCUCCUUUUGCAUUUGGUAUAGUUUCCUUGUGGCUUACAUGACUUCAGAGGAACACCUCUUCAGACUCUUGCUCAAAUGCCCUAAGUUAUUUCAGGGAAUUUUUUAAUCUCCAAAAUAUUAAUACUUUUUUAUAAGUAUUUUAUCAGUCACUUAUUCUCCUCAUUAAGGUGUACUUUUGGCUGCUAUUAACAAAUAGCUUUUCCAGCGAAGGCAUUACAAAAGACAAAUGUCUGCGGAGAGCAAUUGUGCCUUAUGAAAUUGCAGCAAUAAAGUCUCUUCUCCCCAAGUAAGCAUGCCUCAAAUACUCCUACUUUUCAGGGUAACUGAAUAGCUAUGGGCUGGUCACUCUCUGCCUAAUUUUCCUCUUUUGCUAAUUUACCAGGUGAUACAUACAAUGAGAUGAGAGACUAAAUUAUUUAAUUCACAACUUUCAAUAAAGUAUUUCACACCAGAAAGUGUAUUACCUGGUAUUGUGCAGAACUAGAGUAAAAUUAGUAUGCUUUGGUUCUUCUAAAUUUUCAUCAAAUCUGAAAUCCCAGCUAUAAUCUUGACUUCUUGUUAUCUCCUUAAUGCUAGCAAUUCAGAGGCCUUUGAUUUGUUCUUUUUGAGUAUCUGCAGCUUACUGCAAAGACAAAUACAUUUUAAUGAUGGUGCCUUUCCAGUGGUCUCUGCAGUUUGGAUACAAACCUUGCAGUCUUUCUAUGCUGAAGUGGAUGAUCAGAAUCAGGCGCGCUGAGAUGGUUUUGUAUCUCUACCAAAUCUUAACACAGUAUGAUCCUGGUCUGUGACUGGAGUUCCUAAAAGUAAGUGAUGACAUGUGGAUGGAUCUUCCUUGUUGCAUAGCCUGUAUCUCUUACAGAUAUAAAUAAAGUCCGCUGUUCCCUGC